Notothenia coriiceps (black rockcod) is the source of this 416-nucleotide messenger RNA. RefSeq names its product ovarian cancer G-protein coupled receptor 1-like. Gene Ontology annotation, molecular function: G protein-coupled receptor activity. The record is from RefSeq and is a predicted model, not a curated record. Gene Ontology annotation, cellular component: membrane. NCBI's taxonomy places the organism in Eukaryota, Metazoa, Chordata, Actinopteri, Perciformes, Nototheniidae. Gene Ontology annotation, biological process: G protein-coupled receptor signaling pathway; cellular response to pH. The transcript has 2 exons. The annotation marks the transcript as partial.
ACAAAUGAAAUAGAAGAGAGACACUGACCCAGAUGACGAGUUAGGCCAUGGAGUGCUCCAACCGACAUGAAACUGUGUCUGUUUUGUUACAUUUUAGUAGAAUGCAUGUCUUAAAAUCUUCCUGUGGACAUGCAUGUUGAAGGUGGCGUGAGUGUGAACGGGUAGUGAUGGUGCUCAACAUGUCUGAGGAGGAAGUGACCAACUGUACCAUCAACCAUAAAGUCCACCAGUACGUUUUCUCCAGUGUGUACAUUCUGGUGCUCACGGUUGGUGUUCCCUCCAACAUCUACUCUCUGUACCACGCUGCUGUGCAGCUGAAGCAGAAGAACGAGCUGGGAGUUUAUCUGAUGAACCUGACAGUGUCUGAUCUGUUGUACCUGGCAUCCUUACCACUAUGGCUGCAGUACUUCUUCCAG